AGACGGUCCAAGUCCAAGAUGGUAAAGGAAAAGAGAAAGAAGCCCCCAACACGUGUGCUGGUCACGCACUUGCCCGCGCGUCAUGCAAGGCGAGUCCAGCCAGCCCACGGGCGGGGCGGCAGCAAGCUGCAGUAUAAAAGAAUGCAGACGCAGGGGGAGCAGCAUCAGUCUCUCCCCGCUAGCCACAUCCGCGGACAUGAAGCUAAUUAUUUUCUCGGCACUCGCGGUUGCCGCUUCGGCCGGAGGAUCCUAUGGAGGGGGCCUCGGAGGUCGCCUAGGACGUGGUUUUGGAGGAGGCGUCGGAGACGGCUACGGACGGAGUGGCUCCGUCGACUACUACGCCGUGCCCGACUACAACACCGCUUACUCCAUCAAGGACGGCUACUCCGGUGUGGAUGUCGAUUCCCAGGAGAACCGACAUGGUCAACAGACCGAGGGUUCUUACUCUGCCCAGCUGCCCGACGGCCGAAGACAACAGGUCACCUACUGGGUGGACGGCGACUCGGGCUACAACGCUGACGUCAAGUACUACGGCGUGGCCAAACACCCGCAGACCCCCGUCAACAGCUAUGGAGGCGGCUUCAGGUCUGGCUCCGUGGGCGGUUACGGAGGUUAUGGUUAUGGCGCUGGAGGCGUUGGCUCUCUUCGGAGCGGACGUGUUGGCGGUCAUGGCUACGCUGGCCGUGGUUAUGGCAGCUACCACUGAUCCCGCCAGAAUGGUUUCUCAGACCCACGCAUUCGCAACGUCUGUAUAGAGCUAGUUCUCUAUUAUCUGCGUGUACUUCGUCUUUGGUUUACGUAAUCCUGUAUGAAUGUAUGCUACCCUGUGUGUAGGUGUAAUUUAUUAGCAACAACAGCAAUACAAU
This is a messenger RNA of Pollicipes pollicipes, 866 nucleotides long. RefSeq names its product adult-specific cuticular protein ACP-20. The transcript is spliced from 3 exons. NCBI's taxonomy places the organism in Eukaryota, Metazoa, Arthropoda, Thecostraca, Pollicipedomorpha, Pollicipedidae. The coding region runs from base 83 to 706 and encodes 207 amino acids. The record is from RefSeq and is a predicted model, not a curated record. Gene Ontology annotation, cellular component: extracellular matrix.